Messenger RNA from Penicillium odoratum, 2298 nucleotides. RefSeq lists its product as uncharacterized. Gene Ontology annotation, biological process: positive regulation of transcription by RNA polymerase II. Bases 1 to 2298 code for a protein of 765 amino acids. Gene Ontology annotation, cellular component: nucleus. Gene Ontology annotation, molecular function: DNA-binding transcription factor activity, RNA polymerase II-specific; transcription cis-regulatory region binding; zinc ion binding. NCBI's taxonomy places the organism in Eukaryota, Fungi, Ascomycota, Eurotiomycetes, Eurotiales, Aspergillaceae. The transcript has 5 exons. The record is from RefSeq and is a predicted model, not a curated record.
AUGCGCUCUAGAACUGGCUGCUUGACAUGCCGGACUCGAAAGCUCAAAUGUACCCCAUCCCUGCGCGCCCUGACCGUCCCCCCGGCUAACUGGCUUGCAGGCGACGAACAAAAACCCAAAUGCUCCCAAUGUCGCAAGGGUGGUCGAGAUUGCCGACCCAGCGAAGGUAUCGUCUUUCGCCAUCAGCAGAACGCGUCUAUGAACAAUGAGCCCGGAGGGUCGCCCGAAGGCCGUGGCAAUCUUCAAGGGUUCUAUUCGUACAAGAAUACCUUCGAUAAAGAUAGUAUUUGGCUGGAUAUUCCGAAGCACGUCGUCUUCGUCGAUAACUCUGACCCGUACGCCGAUGACCUCGAAACCUCGCUAGCCGAAUCUAGUGCCAUGGCCUUGGCCGAGUCGCGCAACCAACGAUGGGGUAGUGGGUCGAGGACAAGUGAUGCAGAACAACAUGGCCUGGAGGCUUUAUCCGCGGUCGCAAGUCAUGAUCGCUUUGUAUAUUCUCCCCUAGACCAUCCCUCCGUCUCCGACAGCCUCUCCUACCCUUCCCCAUCUCGAUCACGAGGCAGCGCGAUGCCCCCUCCGUCGCCGUCCAUGUCCUUGUCGGUCAGCAGUAAUAAUACCAACAUCAACUUCCUCCUCAACCCCUCUCACUCUAUGUCUCCGUCGAUCGACUCCGCAACCCUCCACCCCGAUCAGAGAAGUGCUCCCCUGCCAUCAAGAUCUGUUGCAUCUCGAGUACUCGAACACCGAGUAGAAAGCAAUUUUGAAACUGAUUUCGAGGUGGCUUUCCUCUUGCGUCAUUAUUCAGAAGGGCCAGGCCUUUGGAUGGAUUUGUUUGACUUAGGAACGUACUUCGCAUCCUAUGUCCCAGUGCGGGCAAUAUCGAACCCGCUUCUCAAAUAUGCUGCCUGCGCAUAUGCCGCAAAACAACUAGGUCGUGUCAAGGGUUCCAAAGCGAAGAUGGGCGGGGUCUGCUUGCGACAAGCUGGUAUGGAGGUAUGGCCGGGCAACAAUGAUGAUUUUAUCUGGCACGGAGCCAAAUAUUAUGAAAAGGCCAUCCAACUGCUCAUGAAAGAGCUCCAGCCUGAUGCGGAGGGUCCGCCACCAUUGAGCACACCGGAGGCUUUUGGGCAAUGGCAGGCUUCCGAACUGUGCGAAGACACACAUCAUUCUCGUAAACGUCGCAGGCGAGUGUCGAAUAGUCGGCUGUCGCGUGGCGUUCAUUCCGAUGAGGUGCUGGCAGCGACGGCCAUCUUGUCGGUAUAUGAAUUCCUGGAUGCGACGGGCCCGGCGUGGAAUCGACACUUGAGCGGCGUAAAAUCAUUGCUUGAUGUAGCCGAGGUGGGGAUUAUGCCUCUGGAGUCACGUUCAUCGGAUGGAGACAGUCCAUAUCAGACAAUGAGGAAGUCAGCCCUCUCGAAGGCUCGAAAGGCGGCAUUUUGGAAUUUUGCGCGACAGGACUAUCUGGCUGCAUUCAUCAACGAGUGCCAUACAAGGCUGAAUACCGAAGACCUUGUACUUUGGACCGACGCAGGUCUGCGGCUAGACCACAUGGGAUUCGUGCGCCCGAGCAAUACGGCAGUCACAGGGUAUGCCGACGGGGACGAUUUCAUGAAAGAGGAUCUUAUCUGCAAUGCCCUGGUAUGGAUCCUGUCAAAGAUUGUCAAUUUCAUUAGUUCUGGGGACAAUCUCGGACUGAACGACAACAACUCUGUCGAUAGUGGACCUCUAGGGGUUUCCCAACAGGCCCUGCUUGAGCGGUGGUACCGGCUUGAAGCCGAACUGGAUGCUUGGUACAGGGGCCUGCCAGAUACCUUUGGAGCGUCCGCCAGGGUCGGACCCUCCCAACUAUCGCAUUGUUACUCACCCGAGGAAAUUAAGGAUCUCGCCAGUCUGCAGGAAGUGUGGUACAGUAUUCCCAUGUGCGCCUCGGCCAUGCAACAUUACCACAUGGCGCGUAUCCUGCUGUUGAUCAAUAAACCGCAUGAAUCUACUAGUCGGCGAAGCACGAUCACUCUGCGACUCCAGUCGUAUCGAUCUAUCGAAGCUGAAAUCGGCUUUCACAGUCGAGAGAUUGUGGGUAUUGGCCUUUCCCGCCCAGAGGGCAGUGUACGCAUCAACUCGCUGCAGCCUCUGUUCGUUAGCGGCCAGUGUUUGACGGACCCGCGCGAACGUCGAGUCAAUAUUCGGUUACUCCGAGCCAUCGAGGCGGACUUGGGCUGGGCUACCGAGUACCGAGUCCAGCAGCUACUCAAAGAAUGGAGCUGGGACGAGAGCUUCCUCCAGCCGGCGGGGACCUGA